AUGGCCUUUGACACGCCCUUCGGCAUAUUUAGACUCAACCGAAAGACAGAGGUACAAAUCGCCAAGCUUAAACCAGCAGGACUGCUUAGGACACCGGCAGCGCAACGAAGAUUCGAAACACAAGAUAUGGAUCUGGUGGGGCCCCUUUCAGUAACGAGCGAAGGCUACCAAUGGAUCUACAUCGUAGAGGAAGUUACAUCCAAGUGGGUUGAGAUUUUCGCAUCUGAAAGCACCUCGGCAAAUGCCUGUGCACAGAUUCUCAUAGACGAAGUGAUCUUGCGUUACGGAACACCGAGACGUGCAAUCUCGUAUAAUGGAACGCAGUUCGUUGGAGCUGUUAUGCAGCAGGUAUCUUUCUGCUUGCGUUUUGAUCACAAAUUAUUAGCCCUUUAUCAUCCAUAG
Belonocnema kinseyi is the source of this 402-nucleotide messenger RNA. RefSeq names its product protein NYNRIN-like. The coding region runs from base 1 to 402 and encodes 133 amino acids. Lineage: Eukaryota; Metazoa; Arthropoda; Insecta; Hymenoptera; Cynipidae. The transcript has a single exon. Gene Ontology annotation, biological process: DNA integration. The record is from RefSeq and is a predicted model, not a curated record. Gene Ontology annotation, molecular function: nucleic acid binding.